Messenger RNA from Hirsutella rhossiliensis, 7854 nucleotides. RefSeq names its product down-regulated in metastasis domain-containing protein. Lineage: Eukaryota; Fungi; Ascomycota; Sordariomycetes; Hypocreales; Ophiocordycipitaceae. The transcript is spliced from 4 exons. The record is from RefSeq and is a predicted model, not a curated record. Gene Ontology annotation, cellular component: 90S preribosome; nucleolus; small-subunit processome. Bases 1 to 7854 code for a protein of 2617 amino acids.
AUGCCGUCCAACAAACAGUCUGGGCGCAUCGAAAAGGUGCGCAAGCACAGGCUCGGCGGCAACCACCUCAAGAACCACCGCUGGGAGUCCUUCUCGACCAAGAUCGCAAGGCUCAACUCGCUGCAACAUUUGCGCAAAGUCCGCCGCCAUGACCUCGACACCGAAGACCUGUCGACGUCGACAUCCUACUUCCAGAAUGGGCUGCAGAAAUGGAGCGAGCUCAACCUGUCGAAGCCGUUUUGCUCCUUCAAGUCUGCGGUUCUGCCCCUGUCCGAGAGCCUGCCGCAGAUCCUCCACUACGAAGAGAGGAUUAUGCAGUUGCUGGCCCAGUAUAUAUCUCUGCACGACAAGGAUGCCCUCGAGCCGCUGCUCGAUCUUCUGACGGCGCUUGCGCAUGACUUGGGCGUGCGCUUCGAGAAACACUUUCCCCGCAGUCUGGGCCUGCUCCUGGCUAUCGUCCAGAAACCCCAGGAGGUCGAGGUCAUUGAGUGGACGUUUGGCGCCAUGGCAUUUCUCUUCAAAUAUCUCUCCAAACUCCUAGUACCCGACUUGAAGCCGACAUUUGACGUCCUGACGCCGCUCCUCGGCAAGUCCCGACAGCCUCCGCACAUUGCGCGAUUCGCCGCCGAAGCCAUGAGCUUCCUCGUUCGCAAGGCUGCCGCUCCGUCUCACCGCGAGGCGGCGCUCGUUUCGUUUGUCGAGCACGUCAGAAAUGACCUGCCGAGUGCGGCAGAAACCCGUCAGUUUACUCUGUACAAGGACGGUCUAAUGACCAUGUUCGCCGAGGCAGUCAAGGGGACCGACAUGACCAUCCAUUCAGCUGGCGGCGCAAUCAUCUCCGCCCUCAUAGACGCCAUCCCCGAGGAGGAAUACACGUUAAACCGAGACUCUCAUUGGCUCGACCUUGUCUGUGGAGUUCUCACCAGCACCAUCCACUACGUAACUGCGGAUACCAUCGAGAGUUUGGCGGAGGAAGUCUUCGAUAAAAUUCGGUCCAAAAGGGAGAUCUUUGCACACGGCUCUGUCCAGUGGCAGACGGCCCCCUUGAUAAAAAUCCUCAGUGUUCUGGCUGGUGUCCGAAAGGGGACCCGAGUCCGAAAUUGGGACCCCCUGAUCCGCGAGCUAGUCUCCCUUCUCAGCAUCACUGGAAAGUCGGCGGAAGACAUACGCCAAGACCAACAUGACAUUGUGUGGAACUCGAUUAUCUCCAGGGUUGCCAUUGUCUGGUACCACGCGCCCAUCGAUGUUUUGAUACCGCACAUUACGCCGCUCCUCCAAUCAUUGACCAGAGAACCGCUCCUAAAAUGGUAUAUCCCAUUUUGCGCGUAUUUCUGUGAUCUGGACCAGAACCGUUUUGGGAUCUUAUUCCGGAACAGUUUUCAGAAAUUCGUGGCAACCCACUGGUCCGAAGGGCAGAAUCAAGACGUACUACUACCCCAGGCCUGGCAAGAUCAGAUCGUGUCAAAGUUUGAGCGCCUGGAAAUCUCCCCCUUUCCGGAACGAGGUCCUUACAACAAAGAUCCCCAGCUACUUGAGAUGACUGCUGUUCAUCCUUCGACCAAUGCUCGAAUUGCCGAACUGCUGCUACGAAAGCUGAAGCUCGCCCUCCGACCGUCGUCUUCUCUGGCGUCAGAUGAGGUGCAUUUCAUUGUUAGCCAUGGAUUCCAAGCCUACCUCCGCAUGGGCAAGGCGGGCGGGCUCCUUGACACCUCCCUGAGCCCCCUGCUUCGUGCUGCAGUCCGGCGCUUUGCGCGGUCUGUUGGUUUUCUCCAGGCCUACUUGGAAUACGAGCGGCUUCGUCUUGAGGGACGUCACGAGACUGAGAAGCAAGACAGCCCUGUGAGUGAUGAGUCGGCGCCUGGCGAGGACUCUGCGACGGAAUCUCUCUUUGAAAAUCUCAGUUCCCCGUCUCAUCACAUUCGGCUAGCCUCUCUCGAGCUUCUAAAGCAAUUGGGCGACACUCAGGGACUGUCAGAGUGUGUUGGCAUCAUGAUUGAACUCGAGCAGAUUCCUCUGCGUCUUGACAACACGAGAACCAUUGCCAUGCUGCUGCGAAAGCUGGGCCAGCAAUAUUCCUCGAUCGAUUCUUCGGGGCCGAGGAUUGCUAUUCCUAGGUUCAUCUUCGGCAUGUUGACCGUCAAGCUAUCUCCGGUCUGGGACUCCGCAGUUGAAGUGCUGCAGCACAUCACUCAGACCAAGCUCGGCGAAGACGCGGUGGCGGCGAUUGCACUUGAGUGGCUGGAGAACCCCUCUGCUCGGUGGACUCCAUCUGCUCACGCGGGCGACACCACCCGCCCUCCAGUAUAUACCAACUUCGAGUGUACUGCAUUGGGCUACCUCGAGAGGUCAGCUGACGCUAUUCUGAACAUCGUUGAGAAGGCCGAUGAUAUGAUGCUGCGAAGUUUCGACGAAAAGCAACAGUUGGCCGAGCCCAUUCUCGCCAAUGCCAGAUCUCGCGCGCUUAAAGUCUUGAAUGCGAUGCCGACUAUCGCGGAGAAAAGAUCUCGCCGGCUGGUGCCACACCUUCUCUCGUGGUUGACUGACGAGGACGAAGCGCCCAGUGCUCCCGACGAAGAGGCGCCCCAAGAUCAAAGGUCGGAUUGGUCAUUGGCUGAUCGGAAGGCAAUCUUGGGAGUCUUUUCUCGAUUCGUUAAUCCAAGAGUUGUGUACCAGCAGGAUAGCGUGUAUAGAGCAUUGCUGAAACUGAUGGAAAACGGCGACGUCGAGAUCCAGAAACUCGCACUCAAAGCCAUUUUGGCUUGGAAGCAGGAGGGAGUCAAAACGUACCAGGAAAACCUCGAGUACUUGCUCGACGACGCUCGAUUCAAGGACGAAAUCGCUGUUUUUUUGCAGGGAGACAGUGUCAUCAAACCCGAGCACCGAUCUGAACUGAUGCCCGUCUUACUGCGACUUCUGUACGGCCGCACCAUCUCGAAAAAGGGGGCAGCAAGUGGCCGAAACGGUCUCCAAGCCACCCGUCUUGCCGUGCUGCGCAACCUCUCGGUGGACGACAUGGGGAGCUUUCUUGAUAUCGCUGCGGGCAAGUUGAAGGAAGUCCGCGUCACCGUUGCACCCACCCAGCGAAAGAAGUUCUUUGAAGAGGCCAUUUUAUCAGUUCGGAAACAAAUGGGUUUUCUGAACAUGAUAUCGUCCUUCAUAUCAGAACUUGGCUCAAGCGUGGAGCCCUACGUGGAGACGUUACUCAAUGCGGUUCUCUACUGCCUUGUUUACUCCUCCAGGAGGCUCAACGAAUCAUUGUCUGAUCAGGAGACCGGCUCGGAAGAAGACGACAAGAACAGAAACAACUCGCUGCUCAAGGCAACAAGAUCGCUGGGCAUCAAGUGCUUGACAGCGCUCUUCCAAAACGCGCAAAACUUUCAAUGGGAUCCUUACCACGACGUCAUUGUCGAAGAAGUCAUAGCCCCCAGACUGGACAAUCUCCCGACCGAGACGACGCAGGGCGUGUCGGGCAUGUUGCAACUGGUCUCUACCCUGUCGGUGCUCCCCAGGUCGGCCUUGCUUCUCGCGCCACACCAAAAAUGCCUCCCUCAAGGCGUUCUUCCCAAGGUCGUCGCCUGUCUCGGGGUCGAGAAAACCAAGGAUGAGGUCAAAAUCUUCGUCCUCGUACUUCUUCAGAACUUGGUCAGGCUCGCUCUUGCGCCCGCCAGCGAGUCCGAGUUCAACGAAGUCAUCAUGGCCGAGCUCCUUGAUCCAAACGCCCGGGCCAUCUUGGCCAACAUCAUGACUGUGCUGAGGACGCCGACCAUUAGCAACAGCCUACUCGAGGCAAGCGUCGAGACCAUCUUGGCACUCGCGCCCGUCCUGCAGGACCUGGACAACGCACAGGCCGUCAUCCGCAUAUCAAGCUUCCUGCUGAAACAGCCCCCACGACGCGUGAACCCGAAAAUCAAGGGCAGGAUCUUGUUGAUUGUCGAGCAGUUUGUCGCAGUAUCUGAUGCUGCCAAGGAUCUGGUUUUGUUGAGCGAGGUUUACGACACGCUGUCGUCCCUCUUCAGCUACUUCAAAGACAGGCAGAACCGGCACUCCUUGUGUCAAGCAAUGAAAGCCAUUUCUCAACAAGACGCUGAUGUAGCAGAGAUCGCCAGCCUCUGCUUGGAGCUGAACACGUUCAAAGAGGGCCGCGUCGACGAACCAGACUACGACAGGCGGCUGGCAUCGUUCAAUGCCAUUUCAACUGACCGAGAUCUCCCCUGGACGCCAAAGCAGUGGUUACCGCUCUUGCACAACUUGAUCUUUUUCAUUCGCAUGGAUGAGGAGUUUGGAAUUCUUUCAUCAAACUCGGCUGAUGGCAUACGCCGCUUCAUCAAAACGACUGCUGAUUGUCAGUCAGAGAGCUCGAAGCAGGCGUUCGAAGCAUACAUGAAGGAUAUCCUGAUGCCCUCGAUCUAUUCUGGUGCGCGCGAGUCAUCCGGAACUGUUCGGCGAGAAUAUUUGCGUGUCUUUGGAUUCCUCCUAACCGUGAUGCCCGACUGGGCCCCCGUCGCCGACCUGAGCGGUCUCAUGAGCGAACGCCAGGAGGACACCUUGGAGCCGACCUUCUUUUUCGACAUCUUGAGCCCUGCUACAUCUCGGCAGCUCGAGGCUCUUCGCACCUUGGAAGCGGCAAACUCUGCCAAGGAGAUGAGCAGCCAGAAUCUCACCCAGUUCUUCAUCCCCCUCCUGGAACACUUCAUCUUCGGGCGAGUCGACGGCAGUGACGACCACGGCCUUGGCGCUCAAGCAACAAGCACCAUUGCCAAUCUCGCCAUGUCACUCCAGUGGAGCCACUGGCGAUCUACUUUUCAUCGAUACAGUAGUUACAUAGUGUCACGUCCGGAAAUGCAGAAGCAUACCAUACGACUCCUGGGCAGGUUCUCGGAUGCUCUGGUUGACUCUCUGGACCGCCAACAACCGGAAAAUAUGGACAUGGACCAGCCAGACGUGGAUCAGCCGGACGUGGACCAGCCGGACGAGGACCAGCCGGACGAAGUCUUCUCGCCGGUCCUGCGGAGACUACGCCAAACGGCGCCCAAGACACCACAGCUUGCAAUUGAUGUCCUCGAUUACUUCCUGCCUCCUCUUGUCAAGCAUCUCCACGAAAAGGACGAAUCAGAGGUCAGUUAUCGAGUACCGGUGGGCGUGGUCAUUGUCAAGCUAUUAAAGCUGCUGCCUUCAGAACAAAUGGACCAAAAGCUUGCCGGCGUGUUGACAGAUAUCUGCCACAUCUUGCGCAGCAAGGCGUGGGAGUCUAGAGAGAUGGCUCGAGACACGUUGGUAAAGAUUGCUGUGGUUUUGGGACCGUCAUUCUUCGGAUUUAUCCUCAAGGAACUGCGAGGCGCGCUCACUCGAGGCUAUCAGUUGCACGUCCUCUCAUACACGAUGCAUUCCAUCCUCGUGGCUGUGGUGCCAACGCUUGCGCCCGGAGAUCUGGACCACUGCUUGCCUGGCAUUGUCACUGUUGUCAUGGAUGACAUUUUCGGCGUAAUUGGGCAGGAAAAGGAUGCCGAUGGCUACAUCAGCCAGAUGAAAGAAAUCAAGAGCUCCAAAAGCCAAGAUUCAAUGGAGCUGGUGGCAAAGAAUGCCUCCAUCAGCCGCCUUGUCGCGCUUGUCAGACCCCUUCAGUCACUUCUCAUGCAAAAGGUGGACUUGAAGAUGGUGCGCAAGAUCGACUCGCUGAUGGGCCGGAUAGGCUCUGGCCUUUUGCAGAAUCCUGCAGCCGAGUCUCGCGAUACAUUGGUUUUCUGCUACGAAGUCAUCCAGGAGACCUAUCGCAGCCAGCGGCCCGAAGCUGAGCAGAAGCUGGACCCCAGACUGAGGAAGUAUCUCGUGCAGAAGGGCGCAAAGAAGAGCGGAGAGCGCGGCAAAACCACGAAGCACACAUACAAACUUGUGCGCUUCGCGCUUGACAUCUUGCGGUCCAUGUUCAAGAAGCAUGAUAGCUUGCGAACUCCAUCCAGUGUCGCCGGCUUUCUCCCAAUUCUGGGUGACGCCAUCGUUGGUACCGAGGAAGAAGUCAAGAUUUCAGCCUUCCGACUCCUUGCCACCAUCGUCAAAGUCCCCUUCACCACCGACGACGGCAAGAACAUUUACAAGGUUGCCGUCAAGGAGGCAACAAAGAGCAUCUCAAUGGCGACUUCAUCCACCACAGACCUGUCUCAAGCUGCGCUGAAGAUGCUUGCAGUGGUUCUUCGGGAAAGACAAGACAUUCCAAUCAAGGACGCAGCCAUUGACAUGCUUCUCGGCAAGUUGAAGGAGGAUUUCACGGAGCCGCUCUAUCGGCAUGUCACGUUCAACUUUCUGCGGUCCGUCUUGGAUCGUCGCAUCGAGACUGCCGUAGUCUACGACACAGUUGACCAUGUUGGCACGGUGAUGAUCAGCAACGACGACAAGGACACGCGAGACCUGGCCCGUGGCGCCUUUUUCCAGUUCAUCCGGGAGUACCCUCAGAAGAAGGCGAGAUGGGGCAAGCAACUCGACUUUGUAGUGGCCAACCUCAAGUACGACCGCGAGGGUGGCCGCCUGUCCGUCAUGGAGAUUAUACACUUGCUGCUCAUGAAGUCGGCGGAUGACUUUGUUCAAGAAAUCGCAGGGACGUGCUUCUUGCCGCUGUUUUUGGUCCUCGCAAACGACGACAGCGACAAGUGCCGCCUCGCCGCCGCAGAGCUGCUCAAGAAGAUUUUCCACAAGUCGGACAAGGAGCGGACUCAAAAAUUUCUGACGCUUCUACGAUCAUGGCUGGAAAAGGAUAACAACCCGAUGGUUCAGAGGCUGGCACUACAAGUGUUUGGUUUCUAUUUCGAGUCUAAUGAGGGCUCGAUCAAGAAUACGAAGGACUUCAGGCUCGUACUGGCGAAAUGCAUGGGCAUCCUGGGAUCCAAGGUUAUUGUGGACGCGGACGAGCAGCUCGUGGAAACCACACUUGGAAUCGUCCGACACUUGACAAUGGUAUCGGGCGAUCAGACACUGUCUGCCAAUAGAGAGGAACUAUGGGCAGACGUUGCUGGCUGUCUCCGGCAUCCCGCGCCCCUUGUCAAACUGACAGCUUCGAGAUUGAUCAACACUUACCUCGUCGAUUUCGCGAAGCAGAGGCGCAGCUCUUCGAGGGGCGAAACCAUUGAGGGCUCUCACGGCCUCGUGUUGACGGUUGAUGACACAUUCAAGCUCACGCGCCUGGCUCUUGGGACGCUGAACGGGCAUGAGGUUGAUGAAACCCUGGCUACCGAACUCGUACAGAUGUUGGUUUUCCUAGGGUCUUGUCUUCCGGCCACAGAGGUCACGGUGGACGAAUUGGAGCCCGAGGAGGGCUCGGAAGACAAGGAAGAGGCCGAGGUGGAUGACUACGAUCGAAAGAAUCUGGAAUAUCUCUUUUGGCGACUAUCUGGGAUUAUCCGAAAGGAAAUCCCCCCGAGGUCGGCGGCCAUCAACUCCAAGGUGGCGGCCAUGGAGAUUCUGGAAACAGUCUGCCGCAGGGCAUCAAUUUUGCAGAUUGAACCGUCUCUGAAGACUAUUCUUACGCCGCUGCAGCAUCUGACUGACCCGUCGAUCUCGGCGCCCUUCAGCAACGACGAGGGGUUCAAGACGAAGCUCGAGGACGUCAAGACGAGAGCCCAGAUUCUCAUGGACUCGCUGCAGAAGAAGUUUGGCACGACGGCGUACAGCAAGACGCUGCUGGAGAUUCGCGAGGAAGUGAGGGCCAGGAGGAUGCAGAGGACGAGCAAGAGGAAGAUUGAGGCGGUUGCUCAUCCAGAAAAGUACGGGCAAGACAAGCGAAAGAGGUUUGAGAAGAACAAGGAGCGGCGCAAGGUGCGGUCAAGGGAGCACAAGUCGAUGCGGCAGUCUUACAAUUCGUGGUGA